Messenger RNA from Striga asiatica, 663 nucleotides. NCBI's taxonomy places the organism in Eukaryota, Viridiplantae, Streptophyta, Magnoliopsida, Lamiales, Orobanchaceae. The record is from the annotation of a GenBank genome assembly.
AUGGAUUAUUCCCAAGCGUUUGAUAUUGUGAAGAUGGAGAAGCUGAAGGCCAUCACCAGGUACAAUCUCCUCCGUCGAUUCUCCGUCGCGCGUCACAUUCUGGAGCUCGCGGCCCUUUUGGCAUUCAUCUCUUGGUCGCCGGCGGCCGCCAGGACGGCGGUGCGGAUCUCCGCCCACCUGCUCAACCACCGCCUGGUUUUCCUCGUCGGCAACGCCAUCAUCGCGCUGCUGUUCGUCCUCUUCCGCAGCGCCGGCGGCGGCGGCAGCGUCAUGAACGAAGACUACGUCAAGCACAGCGAGGCGGCGGCGCACCAGGCGCCUCCGCCGAGAGAGGUGGAGGGAGGCUGCGAGGAGAGGCGGACUGUGGCGGCGCGGCCGGAGGCGGAGCCAGGGAAGCCGCCGGGGGAUGACUUGGCGGCGGCGAUCGAGAGGGCGGCGAAGCAGAUAAGGAGGUUCGAGAGGACGCAGUCUGAGAAGCUGAGGCGGGAGAUCGGGGCGAGGCCGCGGGCGGCGCUGCGGCGGUCGGAGAGCGAGAAUCGGCGGGCGGCGGCGGCGGGAGAGGGAGGGGCGGUGGAGAUGGAGAGGCUGAGCAGCGAGGAGUUCCGGCGGACUGUGGAUGAGUUCAUCAAUAGGCACUGGUGCAAAAAGAAGACGAAGGCGUAG